AAAUGUACAUAUAUAAGAUAAGUUGAAAAUUUAGAUAUUGUUUGGGAAAGAAGAAAAAAAAAAUAUAAAACGAAAUUUGUAUGUCUACAUUUUUUUAAAAUUUUUAUUAUAGUUAAUUUAAGAAAAAAAUUUUAUGAAUAAAAAAAAAGAUAUCGAAUUUGAUAUAAAAACUUCAAAGACAGAAAAAAUCAAACACGGAUUCGAUAAUAUCUACUGUAUCUGAAGUAUUAGGUGGGGGGAUAAAUUUAAGUGAGAAGUGGAGGACAUGUAAAGAAACUUUCAGGAAGUGGGGGAUUCGUUUUAUAAUCAAAAUGGCUCUGGCAGUAUCGCUCCGGAGAGCAUUGUUGAUGCUUUUAAUGGUAACGGUCUUUGUUUUACUAGUUUUAUACUGGAAUCAAAAUGUAACAAAGCCAGUGUCAUUUAUUAGCACAUUUGAGACAUCUUUAAGAAAUAGGACGCCAGUUAAUAUAGAUUCUAAUCCUCCCGAAAAAACAUGGACAUAUAAGUGUGAGGGUGACAAAUGCAUUCGUCAACAUUAUCUCACCGAGGAUACUGCCGAAAAACGUGUCCCAUUUAUGACAUGUUCAAUGACAUGUGGUGAUAUAAAUAUUUGGCCACAUCCCACAAUAAAAACAGCAUUUAGUUCUAAAUCUUUACGUUUUACCGUAUUUGAUAUCGAAUUAAGUAUAAAGACAGAAUUUAAAAAUAUUGAAACAAUAUUUCGAAAUGCAUUUGGUUUAUUUUUAAUUGACUUAAAGCACAUUGAAAAAUUAGAUAUAAGUAGCUCAAUUGCCAGUAAUUCUGGUAAUAAUUUUAAUAAUAAUAAUAGAAAUAAUAUUAAUAAUAAUAUUAAUAAUAAUAAUAAUUUUGUUAGUAAUAAUCAAAUUUUAAAUAAUAAUCAAAAUAGUAAUAGUCAAACGAAUAGUAUAAAACAAAAUAAUGAAAUUCAUAGCUUUUUGAUAAAACAGAAAAGAUUAAACUGUGAUAUUGAUAAAUUUGUGGUGGAAGUAAAUAUAUUGAAAUCAAAUGAAGUACAUUUAACCUUUGAUACGGAUGAAAGUUACAAUUUAACAACAGGAUAUGAUAAACGAAAGAUGACAGCUAUAAUAACAGCUAACUCAUAUUUCGGAGCUAGACAUGCACUCGCCACCCUACAGCAAAUGAUUUGGUAUGAUGAUGAAGAUGACAUAUUAAGAGUUAUAUCCAAAUCAAUAAUAUCUGACGUGCCAAGAUUUAAGUAUAGAGGACUGAUGUUGGAUACAUCACGGCAUUUCUUUUCGGUGGAGUCAAUCAAACGGACAUUAACAGCAAUGUCUUAUGUAAAAUUGAAUCGUUUUCAUUGGCAUAUUACAGAUUCGCAAAGUUUUCCAUAUGUUUCUAAACAUUAUCCGGAACUAGCAGCCCAUGGUGCAUAUUCAGAACAUGAAACUUAUACGUUUGAUGAUGUCAAAGAAAUUGUUGAAUUUGCUCAAGUAAGAGGAAUUCAAAUAAUACCUGAAAUAGAUGCACCCGCACAUGCUGGUAAUGGCUGGGAGUGGGGUCCUAAAAAGGGUUUAGGUGAAUUGAGUUUAUGUAUUAAUCAGCAGCCUUGGAGUUUUUAUUGCGGUGAACCACCAUGUGGUCAACUAAAUCCAAAAAAUAAUAACACAUACCUUAUUCUUCAAAAAUUAUAUGAAGAAUUGUUAAAUUUAACAGGGCCAACUGAUUAUUUUCAUUUAGGUGGCGAUGAGGUGAAUUUAGAAUGUUGGGGACAAUAUUUUAAUGAUACCGAUUUAAGAGGAAUGUGGUGUGAUUUUAUGACAACUGCUUUACAAAGAUUAAAAAUCGCUAAUAAUAAUAAAUUACCAAAAUAUGUUUCUGUAUGGUCAAGUGGACUAACAAAUACUCAUUGUUUAUCUAAAAAACAAUUUGUUGUUCAAGUAUGGGGUGGCAGUACCUGGCAGGAAAAUUAUGAUUUAUUAGAUAACGGUUUCAAUUUGAUUAUAUCGCACGUUGAUGCAUGGUAUUUAGAUUGUGGUUUUGGAAGUUGGAGAGCUACAGGUGAUGCAGCUUGUUCACCAUACCGAACUUGGCAAAAUGUAUAUAAACAUCGACCAUGGGAUAGAAUGCGAUUAGAUCCUCAUCGUAUGAAACAAAUAUUAGGAGGUGAAGCAUGCUUAUGGACAGAACAAGUCGAUGAGGCCGCACUAGAUAAUAGAUUAUGGCCAAGAACUGCUGCUAUCGCGGAAAGACUUUGGACGGAUCCAGAUGAUGAACAUGAUUUCGAUGCUGUACCACGCGAAGUUUUUAGUCGUAUGGGUGUAUUUCGUAAUAGAUUAAUUGAAUUAGAUAUUAAGGCCGAACCAAUAUUUCCAAAAUAUUGUGCACAAAACCCCGGAGAAUGCGUAUGACCUUCGUAUUAUAGAAAAUUUUAUCAGAUAUAAAAAAGUGAACAUUUUUAUAUACAUAUAUAGUUAAAAAAUUAUAUAAUAUAUGUUAAAACUUUCUACAACUAAUAUUUAAAUAUGAAAAUUAAAAAAAAAAAAAACAACCAUUGAUAUUUCCCAUUAAGUAGUUUAAUUUUUUUUUAAUGUAUAAAAAUUUUCAAAAGUUUUUUAACCAAAACAAUUAUAUUAUUUAACAAAGAUAAAAGUAAUGUAUAAUUUUUCUUAAUUUAAUUUAGAGUCUCGAUAUUGAAUUAGAAGAAAUGAUAAAUAGAAUUUUGUUUUGGAAGAAAAAAAACAAGUUUAAUUAGAAACAAAAGUACGUAAAUAAGUCCGAAUAUAAUUAAUUUAUACAUAAAUUAAAUUGCAUUAUUUUGAGGACAGAAAAUGAGUUUACAUUUAAUAUAAAAAGUUUCAUAUUAAUUAUUGUUAAUUUUAAAGAAUUGAAAUUAAUAAUUAAUUAAAUUACAAAUUUUUUUUUCUAUUUUGGAUCAAUAUUACA
This is a messenger RNA of Condylostylus longicornis, 2925 nucleotides long. Its product is annotated as probable beta-hexosaminidase fdl. Gene Ontology annotation, biological process: glycosaminoglycan metabolic process; carbohydrate metabolic process; ganglioside catabolic process. NCBI's taxonomy places the organism in Eukaryota, Metazoa, Arthropoda, Insecta, Diptera, Dolichopodidae. The coding region runs from base 312 to 2390 and encodes 692 amino acids. Gene Ontology annotation, cellular component: membrane. The record is from RefSeq and is a predicted model, not a curated record. The transcript has 10 exons. Gene Ontology annotation, molecular function: beta-N-acetylhexosaminidase activity.